This is a messenger RNA of Prunus mume (Japanese apricot), 797 nucleotides long. Lineage: Eukaryota; Viridiplantae; Streptophyta; Magnoliopsida; Rosales; Rosaceae. The record is from RefSeq and is a predicted model, not a curated record.
AUGCAAUGUAAAAUAAUCUUCGUGGAUUUCUUAGUUGUCUUUAUCACCAACAAAUCCACCCAAAAAGAAAAAGAAAAAGUUGCCAACAGGCUUCCCUCGCUCAUAAGAUGCUUUCUUAUUAAAAGAAAAGAAACCCAGAGGCCAUCCCCUUCCCAGCUCUUUGAUCAGCCUGUUUACUUCUCCGGCACCCAAUCAAACGUCAGUCAUUCAAUGACAUACGACGUCUUCCUGAGUUUCAGAGGCAAGGACACGCGAUUCAACUUUACUGAUCAUCUGCACAGUAAUUUGACUCUGAAGGGAAUUAGAACCUUCAUAGAUGAUGGUCUUAAGAGAGGGGAAGAAAUAUCACCGGCCCUUCUCAGAGCGAUCGAAGAGUCGAAGAUUUCCAUAAUCGUGUUCUCCAAAAACUAUGCAUCUUCGAAGUGGUGCUUGGAUGAACUCGACAAGAUCCUUGAGAGUAAAGAAACAAGGGAGCAAAUAGUUUGGCCUGUUUUUUACAAGGUGGAUCCGUCGGAUGUACGGCAUCAAAGGGGCAGUUUCGGUCAGGCACUUGCUGACUAUGAAUGCGAGUUCAAAGAUGACAUGGAGAAGGUGCAAAGAUGGAGGAGAAGUCUUACGAAAGCAGCCAAUCUGUCCGGAUGGUGUUUCAUGAACGGGCAUGAAUCAAAAUUAUUGACAACAUCGUUGAAGCUAUUUCAUUACAAGUAUUAAACCAUGUGUAUUUGAAUGUAGCAAAGUACCCAGUUGGAAUAGAGUCUCGUGUGCGCGCGAUAGUUAAGCUUUUGGGUGUUGGAGGA